CAUGUUUUUUGUUAUCGCGUUUUGCAAACACUUGUCUCUCUUUCUUUUCUCUUGGCUAUUUUUCAAUGAAUCAAGGACAACGAUGAGUGCAGCAAGAAGUGAGGUUCUGAGUCUGUACAAGAAUAUUCUGAAAUACGGAAAACAGAUCAAACUGACCGACAGAGACUACUACAAGCAGAGAAUCAGGAAAGAGUUCAAAAGCUUCAAAAACCUUGACGCCGCUGAAGACAUCCAGUUUCACGUUGAGAGGGCCAAGGCUUUUCUCGACAAUAAGAGAGUAAUUUAAUUGACUAAAAUGUUUCUCUCGUCGAUUCUCCGAAAGCCGGUCUUCUUUUGGCAAAUCCACAGAAAUUCCCUUCACCUCUACCCAUGUCUUUUACGGCAGACU
This is a messenger RNA of Neocloeon triangulifer, 388 nucleotides long. Its product is annotated as mitochondrial ribosome and complex I assembly factor AltMIEF1. The transcript is spliced from 2 exons. The coding region runs from base 2 to 286 and encodes 94 amino acids. The record is from RefSeq and is a predicted model, not a curated record. Lineage: Eukaryota; Metazoa; Arthropoda; Insecta; Ephemeroptera; Baetidae.